This is a messenger RNA of Nezara viridula (southern green stink bug), 762 nucleotides long. Lineage: Eukaryota; Metazoa; Arthropoda; Insecta; Hemiptera; Pentatomidae. The record is from the annotation of a GenBank genome assembly.
AUGGAAGCGUUACUCAACAUUAGAAAAUUUUGUAAUUUAAAUUCAUCAAAUAUAAAAACGGCCGUUUUAUAUAAAAAUCAUUUUAGACCAGCAUCAACAACCAAUUCUGUGAGUGAAAACUUAAUUGCCACUGCAGAUGAAGAUUAUGAAGCUACACAGCUAAAGAAAGAAAUAGAAUUUGAACAGAAACGGAAUAAAUCUAGGUUGCGAUCACAUCACCGAAACUUGGUUCAUGGCAAAAUACCCUACAGCGAACCUGUUGCAGAUAUCCAUCUGACACAUAAAUAUAACAGAAUGCUGUUUGGUAAGUAUGGUAAAUCAAGUAACGUGAAUCCUGGAACAUUAUGGCCCACUAAAUCAGAAUUACAAGAAAUGGUAGAAUAUGAGAAGAUCGCCCACCCCUUUAGUUUUAGUGAAUUGGUAGCAAAACAGAAAAAAGUAGUAGAUGAAGAAGAAAUGUCAGUAAAACAAAGACAGGAAAAGAUACUUAAAAAUUUACAAAAGUUAGAAGGAUGGAAAAGAGAAAUAGCAGCCCGUGUAGAAAAAAAAUUGGCAGAUUUGGCUAAAGCUAAAGCAAAAAAAGAUGCCUUAAUUGAAGAAGUUAAAAGACAUUUUGGUUAUAAAAUAGAUCCUAAAGAUGAAAAGUUUAAAGAAAUGCUUGUGAUAAAAGAACGGGAACAGAAGAAAAGGCUGAAAGAAGAAAGAUCAAAAGCUAAGCAAGAACGUUAUCUAGCAGAUGUUUUGAAGAAGGAUAGUAAAUGA